This is a messenger RNA of Neoarthrinium moseri, 1281 nucleotides long. RefSeq lists its product as uncharacterized. NCBI's taxonomy places the organism in Eukaryota, Fungi, Ascomycota, Sordariomycetes, Amphisphaeriales, Apiosporaceae. The coding region runs from base 1 to 1281 and encodes 426 amino acids. The record is from RefSeq and is a predicted model, not a curated record. Gene Ontology annotation, cellular component: fungal-type vacuole membrane. The transcript has a single exon. Gene Ontology annotation, biological process: transmembrane transport. Gene Ontology annotation, molecular function: transmembrane transporter activity.
AUGCUCCGGACAUCGCUAGAUGGGAGCGACUCGUUACGGUCAAGUCAGACAGACUUGGAGUGUGCGCUCGAAGGAAUUGAUGGGCCGCCCGAUGGUGGUGCCGUCGCGUGGACGCAAGUCCUGCUCAUGCAUAUCGUUUUCUUCAAUACCUGGGGCGUCGCCAACGGCUAUGGGGUGUUCCAAACCUACUAUACGCAGGCACUUGGCCAAUCAGAGUCUGCGAUAUCCUGGAUAGGUAGCGUCCAGGUGUUUUUCCUCUUCUCUAUUGGCGUCGGCGCAGGACGUCUUGCCGACGCCGGGUAUUUCAGAGUCACUUUCACUCUGGGCGUGUUCCUCCAGGUGUUCGGUAUCUUCAUGGCUUCUCUUAGCACAGUCUACUGGCAAAUAAUAUUGUCGCAGGCCGUGUGCUUGGGCAUCGGGAAUGGGUUGGCCUUCACUCCAGCCUUGGCGGUAACGUCUCAAUACUUCCAGAAAUACCGAGCUGCUGCUGUGGGUAUUUCUGCUGCUGGUGCGGCAGUUGGUGGUCUUGUCUACCCGGUUCUGAUCAACAGAUUGAUAUUUCACGAUAACUUUGGUUUUCCGUGGACAAUGAGAGUCAUGGGUUUCAUCAUGUUGGCAACAUACGUGCCUUGCCUGAUUUUGUUCAAACCACGUCUCCCACCCAGGAAAACUGGCCCCUGGAUCGAUACAUCAGCCUUUACGGAACUGCCGUUCGUUUUCUUUACAUUCAGCAUGUUCUUCAACUUCUGGGGUCUGUAUUUCGCCUUCUUCUAUUUGGGGACAUUUGCUCGUGAUCAAAUUGGUGUCACUGAGCCGAUCAAUUUGGUCAUGAUCCUCAAUGGAGUUGGUAUCAUUGGCCGUAUUCUACCAACACUCAUCGCUGAUAGAUGGACUGGUUUACUCAACAUUGUGAUCCCAUUAAGUUUCUCAGCAAGCAUUUUGGUAUACUGUUGGGCAGCAAUCAGUUCGGAAUCUGGGCUUUACGCGUUCGCAGUCAUAUACGGUCUGAUUGCAGCAUCUUUGCAGGCUUUACUGCCCGCAACCUGUACGACUAUGACGCCAGAACCAAGCAAGACUGGGACUCGGGUCGGGAUGAUAUUGGGUUUCAUAAGCUUGGCGAAUGUUACUGGUCCUGCUCUUUGUGGUGCAUUGAUCCAGAGGCAAUCCGGGAGCUACCUGGGUGCGCAAGCCUUUUCUGCUUCUUCUAUCCUUCUUGGCGCUUUUAUGGCUGUAGCUGCAAGAGUUGCAAAAACUGGCUGGGUGUUGAAGGCAAGAGCAUAG